This is a messenger RNA of Rhineura floridana, 1632 nucleotides long. RefSeq names its product succinate dehydrogenase complex assembly factor 2 (gene SDHAF2). Gene Ontology annotation, cellular component: mitochondrion. Bases 534 to 1001 code for a protein of 155 amino acids. The transcript has 4 exons. Lineage: Eukaryota; Metazoa; Chordata; Lepidosauria; Squamata; Rhineuridae. Gene Ontology annotation, biological process: mitochondrial electron transport, succinate to ubiquinone; protein-FAD linkage; tricarboxylic acid cycle. The record is from RefSeq and is a predicted model, not a curated record.
UUGCGCGCGCUCGCCCCCACCAUCGAGUCCUCUUUCCCGCGCUAGGAGUGAGACGCGCCAUCUUUCCCGCCCGCUCACCACGGACCCACACCGCACAAGAAGCUUCACCACCUCCCCAGUGUUCCUCGAAGCACCGUUAUACCGCACAAGGCCUAGAAUCCCGGGCAAGACCAAAGCGCGCGCGCGCGCUAAGCCCCCCUCUCACCACUACAGCCAGCACCUCCUCCCGUCGCUCCGCCCCUUCCUCCCUUCCGAGCUCCGCCCCUUCCGGCCUGGAGCUGCCUUACGUCGGCAAGAUAAACAAAAACAAACAAAUAAACAAACAGAAAAGGCCCUUUUGGAGGCGACUUUUCGAAAGGGGAGGGGGAGGCACCUUGUCGUGCAGCAACUGGCCGGAAGACUGAGAGGGCGCUCUAGGACGUACGCGUUGCGUUGAAUCUGAGUGAUUUCCGUUGACGCUACGGUCAGCGACCACAGUUGUGACAUGUGUAUGGUUCGGAGUGAGGGAUAGAGUGGCUGCGGAUGAAACCAGGAUGGCGGCGCUGAGCAUUCGGCGUCUCUUGCUCCUCCCCGGCUGCGUCCUCCGCUCGCCGAGGUGCUCCUAUCGUGGGGAUUCUCCCUUCGACUCCGGACGGGACCUGCUGGAGAUUCCUCUGCCGCCCUGGCAGGCCCGGCCCCACGAGCCCCUGGGAACCAAGCGCGCGAGGCUGCUGUACGAAAGUCGCAAGAGGGGCAUGCUGGAGAACUGCCUCUUGCUCAGUUACUUUGCCAAAGAGAAUCUGAAUCAAAUGAAUGAGCAACAGCUAGACCUUUAUGAUCGUCUGAUUAAUGAGCCCAGUAAUGACUGGGAUAUCUACUACUGGGUAACAGAAGCAAAGCCUGCUCCAGAAAUCUUUGAGAACGAAGUCAUGGAGAUGCUUAGAGAGUUUACCAAAAACAAGAACAGAGAGAAGAGACUGCAACAGCCAGAUCUGGAGCAUCUUGUUGAAGCCCCAUGCUGAUCUUGUGUGGCCUUCUCCAGAAGUCAAGUUUUGGACAUCUUUUGAAACCUCGAACCACCUGUAGUAGUAUCUGGACCUCUGAAUCUUGCUCUUCUGGAUUCUUUCAUGAGUAGUUGCUGUUCUCUGUGUUUUGCUUCUCUGUAAUAAAGCUUCCCCCCCCCCUGAACAUGAGAAUUGCCAAAAAAAGAUUAAGGCUGUGAUCCUAUCAAUACUUACUUGGGAAUAAUUCCCUGGGUGUAUUCAACGUAGUGCUAAGAUUGUUCUGUCAGCACAAGAUUUCUCCUUGUCCAACAGAACAAUCUCCUCCCACUCCCCACACACUGUUCUGGGGGUUCUCCUGGCCCUCUGGAACAGAUUUGUGGGGGGAGAAGGGGGGAAGUCAUGUUGUGCUAGCAGGAAUCCUUGCAUUGGCUUUUUUGGCCCACUGAAUUCAAUGUGACUUCUGAGUAGACAAGUAUAAGAUUGCACUGUCAGUGAGGGUACUUCAUUUUUGACCCAGAAUGCACUUCAGUGCUAUUAGUAUGUAAUUGCAGGAUGAUUGAUACAAACAAAAGGUAUCAUGGUGUGUUCUGAUUCAUCGACAAAUGCUCAUGUUUAAUAUAUAUAUAUAUAUAUAUAAAUGAUAAUUUUA